AUGACUGCUGAAACUGAGCCUGGGGAGACCGGUGGAGACACAGACGUUCAGCCCAGAGAGUGUGACAGCUCCACUCCCCCUCUAUUCUCUUUGAAAAUGUACCUGAGGAGAUCUUCCUCCACAGCAUCCUCCACCACAGACUCUCUGUCUUCUUCUCAGCAGAGCAACAUGGGAGUUGACUGUGCAGGGAUCAUCCUGAGCUGUCUCUUCUGUCGGUUCUACGAUAUGAUCCUAAUGCUGCCUGAUUCCUGUGGGAGAGUUGCCAAUCACUGCUGUCCCAACUACAAACAGGUUGUCACCACAGUGGACUCUACGCCCAGCAGUGACGAUGACUCUUGCAUAGAUUUGGACUGUGGUCUGUUCCGUUCCUGUAAUGAUGCAAGUGACUGCCUGGAGCUGGCUAUGGAGGUUUCUGAAUUAUGCUAUCACUAG
Molecule: messenger RNA, 432 nt
Organism: Thunnus maccoyii (southern bluefin tuna)
Lineage: Eukaryota; Metazoa; Chordata; Actinopteri; Scombriformes; Scombridae
Gene: mdfic2
Product: MyoD family inhibitor domain containing 2
Exons: 2
Coding region: 1-432 (143 amino acids)
Source: RefSeq, a predicted model, not a curated record